AGCCCUUAGUAAAAAAGGGAGAUAGUAGUAAACUGUUUAAACUUUGAGCGAGAGGGGCUGUUUGCCCACGCUUUGGUGAAAUAUUACGUGAACUUCGUCCACAGGUGUUUUUCCAAGACAACGGAAGUGGUGUGAAUGUUCAGCCGAGAGAAGAACGACUUUGAUAUCCGCAUCCACCGGAGCGAAUUUAACUUCAACCAAGUUUACUUGGGCAUUUUCUGGAGACUGCAUGCUGGGGCUUGAAGCUGACUUCCUGUAGACUGCUUCAUAGAGAGGGAAACCUUUGUGGAAAGCAGGAGAAAGGCCUGUUCACCCAUCGUCCUCAUACUGAAAGCUGCAGGAUAAUUACAAAAUGGCUAGAAGAUCCCUCAUUCCCUUGUUACUUCUUGCAAUAUGCUGCCUGGCAUCUGCAGGGCCAUUGUUUCGCAGCCCAUGUGAGCUGCUGCCGGUGGGGAUGGGACACCCAGUGCAGGCCAUGUUGAAGAGCUUCACCGCCCUGUCAGGCUGUGCAAGCAGGGGCACCACCAGCCUCCCUCAGGAGAUCCACAUCAUCAACCUGAGAGGACAUGCUCCAGAGGGACCAGACAACACCCCGGCAGAAGUUGAGCUGCAUCUGAAGCCCAUCCAGUCUUUGCUGCGCCAUCAGAAGCCACUGGUCUUCGUGCUCAACUCCCCCCAACCACUGAUCUGGAAGAUCAAGACAGAGAACCUGGCCCCGGGCAUUAAACGUACCUUUCAUGUAUCUGAGGGCUCAGAGGUCCACUUUCAGCCGGGAAACUUCUCCCUCUCCUGCCAGAUCCAGAAGGAGACCCUUCCCCAUGGCAAUGAGCACCUCCUCAACUGGGCCCAGAAGAAGUACAGGGCAGUCACCUCUUUCUCUGAGCUCAGGAUGACUCAAGACAUCUACAUCAAAGUUGGAGAAGAUCCAGUGUUUUCUGACACCUGCAAGAUUGAUACCAAGUUCCUGUCUCUGAACUACCUGGGCGGCUACGUGGAGCCCCAAACAUCAAAGGGUUGUGUCCUGUCUGGACCCGACAAAGACCGAGAAGUCCACAUCAUUGAGCUCCAAGCCCCCAACUCCAGCAGUGCUUUCCAGGUGGAUGUUAUAGUGGAGCUACGGCCUCUGGACGACGAUGCCCCACUGCAUCGUGACAUCGUCUUGCUGCUCAAGUGCGCCAAGUCUGUCAACUGGGUCAUCAAGGCCCACAGUGUGGGUGGCAAGCUGGAUGUAGUGGCCUCUGAUACCGUGAGCCUUAGUUCAAAUACGGAGAGACUGAUGCAAGUGUCAAAAUCCCCCAAGCAGCACUUACCAUCGGGGUCACAAGCAUUGAUCAAGUGGGCUGGGGAGCAUGGCUACAGUCCAGUCACGUCUUACACCAGCACUCCUGUGGCUAACCACUUCAGUAUCCGACUUAGAGAACCAGAUGUGGUGGAUCCUCUGGGGAGCAUGAUGCUUCCAGAACUCUCCAUCCUGCGUGACUCCAGUCCUCAUCCAGGAGCCCGAGCUGCUUCACGACGCUCCGGUCUGCCCUUUCCCUUCCCUCCACCUGUGUCGCACGGCCUGCCCUACCUGAAUCUGCCCGCCUCCCUCGACGACCGGCCGUGGGAAAACGGAGAGCCCGAGGAGCAGCAGGGCGUUCUGAGUGUUGGCCUCAGUGUGCAGUGUGAGGACACGAGGAUGGUGGUCAGCAUCGACAAAGAAAGCCUGCAAGCGAAUGGGUUUACUCAUGCCAACCUCACGCUCCAAGACCCAGCUUGCAGAGCAACAGUCAAUGCCACGCACUACACACUGGAAACUCCUCUGACUGGCUGUCAGACCACCGUAUAUCCCAUGAUGGGUAGCACAAUGGCCCUCCACAUCAACUCUGUUUUGAUAAGUCAUGCCGAGACUAAGGAUGGGAGUGGUGGGCCGCUGGAUUAUGAGGAUCUGGACGCGCUGGACCCAGUGGAGUUAGAGAGGACAUUUACAGAGCCCACAGAGCACCAGUCUGUCAUUAUGUUCAAUUGCACGUACCGAAACAACGAGGAAACCUCAGAAACACUUUCCAGGAUUGUACCAGGACCAGGACAGCAACCGAUCAACAACAUGACGUUUAACAUGGAGUUGUACAACACAUUGCCAUUCAACAGCCCUUCACGCCAAGCUUUCUACACUGUUUCACAAAAUCAGCAAGUCUUUGUGGAGGUCACAUCAACCGCAUCAGAUCCGGAGCUGGGGUUCACCAUCGUAUCAUGCUUCAUUUCUCCCAACUCCAAACCCAGCGUGGCCUCAAACUACACUCUCAUUGAGACAGUCUGCCCCACAGACGACUCUGUCAAGGACUAUCCUCAGAGGGACUUCCCUGUCCCUCGCGCACAGGCGGAGAAGAAAGGUUUCAGCUUCACCUUCAACUCAAAGUUAAACAUGUCUCUACUUUUCUUGCACUGUGAGAUGUCUCUGUGCUCCAAGAGAUCUCAGAGCAACCAAAGACCGCUGUGCUUACAACCCAAUGAGACCUGCGAUUCUUUUACUGUGGACAAUAUCCUGGCAAUGAUGAUGAACACCAAGACGUCUACCAAGCCGCUGGUUGUGGUGGAUGGGUCUGGUCAACCAGUUAUUCCUUCUCCCAAAGUUACCCAAAACCCACAGGAUCCUUCUAAUGAUAUUAUUUCUUCUCCCAAAGCUCCCCAAAGCCCACAGGGUCCUUCUAAUGAUAACACACUGUACGUGCUGGACACUCCGACAGUGGUGGGGAUCGCCUUUGCAGCCUUUGUGAUUGGGGCUCUGUUGACCGGAGCCCUGUGGUUUAUCUACUCACACACAGGAGAGACAGCUGGCACACAGCAGGUCCAGAACUCCCAGCCCGCCUCAGAGAACAGCAGCGCGGCCCACAGUAUCGGCAGCACACAAAGCACACCCUGCUCCAGCAGCAGCACAGCGUAGUCCAGGACGCAACCCAGAGAUGCGCAAAGACUGGAAGGGCCCCAACGGUUCCCAAGGACCGGUUUAUUGAUCUCCUUCCAUGAAAGGAAUUAUUUCUGGGGAUGCGAUAGGAAGGAAAAAAGUAUGAUUUUAAGAAGAAAACACACAAUAACACCUUUGGUCCUUUUGUGCCACUUCAAGUGUAUGCAGACAAAUAUACUAUCCUUGUGUUACUGGUCUGUAAUUGUAGUGAGACCCAGCUAGGCAGCCUCACCUCAUAUCUAGUGCAAAAAACUACAAGAAACAAAUGCGAGUGUGUACCAGGCAUUUCUUUCUAAUCCAAAUGCUGCUUUUUUUCUGACCACAACACAGCCUUUUGUUUUGACCUUAAAUGGUGUGAUUUCGGCUGUUUGGAACAAGCAGGUGUACUCCAACAGCAAAGCAAUCAGGCUGCGGUGAUGUCAGUAUUAGUAAGUGAGAUGUUGAUGGAUGGACUGUAACAUGUUACUUUAUGACAUGCAACCCUGAAGGUGGCAAAGGAGCAAAGCAACCACUAUUAACAUGCGGACAAAAGUGCAGUAUGAAUGGAAGUCAGCAUCUUGACACAGAGAGAGAUAAUGGAUUUUAAAAGAUGCAAGACGGUGUUGUAAGUAUUGAAUGUAUACAGAAAAGUAAAUGCCAAAAAAUGUGAAAGAAAAAUGUGAAAGACAUGCUGAUAAAAUGCCACAUUCUAUAAUGUACUCAUUUCACUCAUUCUUCCCUCAUAAUGGAUUUCUAUACAGUAGUUAUAGAAAUGCAUUUCAGUAGGUGGGAGUUUGAGUCUCAAUUUCAUUGAAGUUACACAACUUCACAGGGGCAAUAUUGGUUUCACUUUUACUAGUUGUUGUUAAUGGAGUAGUUUGAGAUUUUAAUAUAUGUUUAUUUGCUUUUUAUCCCAAAGUUAGAUGAGAAGAUCGAUGCCUCUCUCAUGUCUGUGCGUUAAGUUCGAAGCUCGAUACAGGAGGUGAAUAGCCUAGCUUAGCAUGAAGACUGGAAGCAAGUUAGCUCAAAGAAAUAGUUCGGCAUUUUUAAGAAAACAUUGCAGCAGGAAACUCCCCCUAAAACCACAAACUGUCGUUUUACAUUUUGGCCUGUGUGCGGAUUAAACAACAUAUAGCAAGUUUAUUAGUGAGCCUUAGAGUAGGUUAGUAGGUGUAUUUUUUAAAUUUUGGACAGAGUAAGGAUAGCUGUUUGCCCCUGCUUCCAGUUGUAUGCUAAGCUAGGCUAAUCACCUCCUGGCUCCAAUCAAGAGCUUCAGAGAGCUAUCAAUCUUCUUAUCUCACUCUCAAAAAUUAAGCAAAUAAGUGUAUUUCCCAAAUUAUCAAAAUAUUAUUUUAAGACCUGUAUAUUUUUGUGAAUAUUGUAAAUACUCAAAUCUGUUUUUGUACUUCUGGAUUAGACAAGAUUUACCAGUGUGCGGUGCCAGUUAAUACCAUUUCUCAUUUUAAAUGUGAUCAAAUAAGAAUUGAAUGAAAUGAUUCGAAAGUGAUGAUUGACAGGUUCAACUUAGGGUGUAAUUUAAGGACAUGAAUUCAAAAUCGUGGUUUGGUAUAGUUGACGUAGUUUUGGUCCUACUGUCUGUUCCUUUACACUGUUACAGACUCUGCUCAUUAUUGAUUUAAUUUUUGCUUACUUUUACAGUUAAUCGAUUGUUUAGUCUAUAAAAUGUCAGAAGAUAGUAAAAAAUGCCCAUCAGACCACCAGUCCAAAGCCCAAAGAUAUGAUUUAAAACAGAGAAAAGCAGCAAAUACUCACAUCUGAGAAACUGCAAAGAAAGAAUAUUUGGCAUUUUCCCUUGAGAAAUGUCUUAAACGAUGAUUAUUUUAUCUGUCAGUUGACUAAUUGAUUAUCCAACUAAAUGUUUCAGCACUUCUUUACACAUUCAGCUGAUUGUCUUCUUAUCAGACAGAGGAGAGUAGAUUUGUUACAUUGUAAAGCCACAUGUACAGUGUAUGGAUUUAUUUUUAUUUUAUCCCAGUUCUUUUUGUACAAAUCUUGGCACUGACAGUGUGUUGAAUAAGCUGUAGCUGAAGCUCAUUGUUAUGGACAUGCAACUGCAACACCACGACUACCCCACCGUCUCAGUAUAAUAUGAAUGUUUGCCUUAGUGCCUUCCUUUAACCUGUAUGUGUUUUUAUCAGGCUGUGUGUGGGAGUAACUGGGCCCUUUGAAUUCGAGGAGGGAAGUUUCCCUGUAACGAUUUAUAACAAGAAAAACAGAAUGUAUAUUAUCUCAAAGCUUUUGAUAUUUCUUUUCUUAUGUAAACAUGUAUAAAGCUUUCUGCAGAGGGAACAGAGUAUAAAUAUAUAUAUUUGUGUAUAGAAUUAUAUUUUGGAAUAUAUUUACCAAGAGAAAUUUAUUGUCUUCUAUGUGUGUAAGUACUGUGAAUUGUUGGAUGUGCUCAUACAUAACACACGUUUGUGGGGGAUUUAUUCAGUUUAUUAAUAAAAACCUCAUGGCAUGUUUUAUGACACUUUGACUAAUGAAGAUUAAAUAUUCAUAUUUGUAAUACAAAAGUAUUUAACUUUUUUUUUUUUAAAGAAUCACACUGCGUCUGUUUUACUGACCUAGGAGAAUGAAAAGUAUGCCUUUUCCUAACAAAAUGAUCAAAUAUUCGUUUGAAAUAACCUAGUUGAUUAACUUUGACUUUGUACUGCCAUCAUGUUUAUUUACCUUUGAAACUUUUAUAUUUCAAUUGUUCAUUAAAGAAUGUGUCAUAAAACAUGUUAUGAGUUUGUAAUGAAUAUCAUAUAUAAAUGCUUUUCAAACAAAGCAUAACCUGCAGGUAAUUUCUUCUGUACAUGGAACACAACUCCUUAUGUUUUGUCUAAACAUUAUUAUAGUUUGUCAUCUAAUUUGGAGGGAAUUUUUACUCUAUUGAAGUUGUUGCAGAUUGAUUACUAUUUUCUAUAAAUAGUGUUUACUAAAAUAUUUUCAUAUGAAGUAAAGAAAGAUGUUAUAUAACCUUGUGAAAUGAAUAUACCUUAAAUAUCAUUGAUGAUAAGCUGUAGCAAUGAAUAUUACACUAUAUUUUUAACACAGUAUUCGUAAAUGGUGGAGUUAAUUCCAACAGUUACUGUUUUGUCAUACAACAAAACCCAGGUCACAGACUUGUUUAGGUCCUUCUGUCACACCGAUGGCGUUUAUCUCCUUAAAAUAAUGAAAACAAUUAAAUCAAGUCUAAACCACUAAUGGCAGUAGUUAAACCAAAAGUGGAAUGUAUAAUAAGCGUGUAUGUAUUCAUUUGGAAUGGAGGGUGGAGAAAAUCCAACUAUCUGUUAUUUUGUUUCUGGAAACUCAACUGUUUUCAGUAACACUAGAGAAAUAUUUUUUAUUGAGUUGUAUUAGAACCACUUGGUUUUAGAGCAACAUUAGAACUUGUUUGUUUUAUCGGGCCUGUUGCCAGAUGUGUCCGUGCCAAAUCCCUGUUCUCUAAACCUCUAUUCAGUAAAGCUCACUUAUACGGUAAAUAUACAGCAGUGAUAUGUAGUGCACUGUUGCUGUAAUCAAGCAGCAUUACUGUGAACAACAACACUGUAUCUCAGUGUAUACAGAAUUGACAUAGGGAAAGAUUCAUGUCUUGCUGGGUGGAAAUGUGCCGCAGCCUAUAAUCAGCGGUCAUUGUGCGAUUAAGGCUUUCUGAAAUUCCUGUAGUUUUGAGGUUUCUCUUAUCGACUGUGGCAAAUCCGUCUCCCAUAUGUAAUUAUCUCCUCCACCCCUCCUUGUGUCAUGCUGAGCCUCAACUGAUGUUCUGGAUCUAAUCUUCUCAUUUGAGAUAAUUUGGGCAUAUUAUUUCACCCAAACUAACAAUUCAUGAGAGUUGCUGUUCAAGUAUCGACGUUCCUCCCUGCAUGUUGUCCCAGUGCAUGCUGGGAAAAGCUCCGCCACUCCCCCCCCCCCAUGACCCUGAAUGUGGAUGAGUAGGUAAAGAUAAUAUGCUAUCAUGAAAUAAUAAUGCUGUAUCAGACAAAAGGAGCAUUGUUGUAAGUGUGCUGAAAUAGUAAAAGAUGCUUUCACUAUAUGACUUAUAGUUAAUGCUGAACUGAGAACAGCUGUAAUUGGAGUACAAAUCCAUAUAUCUAGUUAUUGAUUGUAUUUUUUUUUAACCAUUUGACUACCUCAUGUUUUCUAUGAAUGUGUAAUUUGUGUACUAUGUGUGUGUCGGUAUGUGUGUGAGUGUUUUCUGUUCCUAUGUUUGAACUCAAGAAAAAGUUGAAAUGCUGAUAGAUUAUACUGCAUUCGGAUGAUUUGGGGCCCCUACGUGGUUUUAUUGCAGUUACACGUUUAUUUGUCAAUCUCAAUGCAAACAAAUGAAGAGUUUGAGCUUUCCCACGAUGCCAAGAUUGCCUUUUUUGGCCGGUGUAAAUGUGUAAAACUUUGGUUAGCCGUUAUUGUUUCCUUUAGUUUUUGAAACGUUUUAUAUGCUGUAAAUAUGCAUGAUAUUUGUAUAUCCAUUAUGUCCAAUAAAUCUUCAUAAUAAUUUAUAA
Molecule: messenger RNA, 7428 nt
Organism: Siniperca chuatsi (mandarin fish)
Lineage: Eukaryota; Metazoa; Chordata; Actinopteri; Centrarchiformes; Sinipercidae
Gene: tgfbr3
Product: transforming growth factor, beta receptor III
Exons: 18
Coding region: 353-2923 (856 amino acids)
Source: RefSeq, a predicted model, not a curated record